UAAUUAUAGUGGACCCAUUUAUUUGAUUAUAUGGCUAAUUCAUGCAUUAUGAUCACACGGCUCCAUGAAUUCAAAAGGUUAUUGAUUCUCAAAGUAUUAAAUGCUUCUCCAUUUUCCUAUGCUAAACAAUGGGUAGCUCAUCGAUCCUCUUAAAACAAAAGUAGUUUAUUAUCGAGAAAUGAUAGCUCUUUCUCACUUCCAUCUCCAAAGUAACUGAUAGUUGACAACGUGAACAUAGUAAUGGUAAGAUUCAAGUUCGACCCGGGCUGCCCUGUGGAAAUUAGCAACUACGAUGGCAGCAUAUAUGAACCAUGGUUCACCGGCACCAUCAUCAGCUGCGUCUCCUCCAACGAAUUCUUGGUUGAUUACAAUGAUUUGGAACUGGAACAAACUGUUGUCAGAAUUCACCAGAUCCGACCAGUGCCGUUGCCUGUGGGUGAUUUUGAAUUAAAGAUCGGCGACGAUGUGGAUGUGUUCUGGAAACAAGGGUGGUGGAAGGGCUACGUAAAGGAAGAUUUAGGGUAUGGAAAGUUUAGGGUUAGUGUAUCUGGCACUAAUACGAAAGUGUUUUCAAAGGAGAAGCUGAGGGUUCAUCGUAAAUGGAUUGUUGAUAAUUGGGUUCCCCCAAUCAUAACCAAACAACUCAAAAGCCAUAAGGGGACUGAUGAAACAGAGGCAGGAAAUAGGAUUAGUGAGUUACCUGACUGCAUACUCCUCCACAUAAUGAGUUUUCUUGAAGCACGAGAUGCUGUUCGGACUUGCAUCUUGUCUAAACGAUGGAAGGAUCUUUGCAAACGUCUCACUACUCUCACAUAUAUUCCGUCGUGGGAUGAAAAUAGUUUUAAGAACUUUAAGUCUUGGGUUCUGUCUAGUAGAGAUCAAUCAUGUUCACUGUGGAAUCUUACUAUUGAUACUCAGUUUCAGGAAGGUGAAGAAGACCUACAUACACUCAUACAAUAUGCUCUUUUUCACAAUCUUCAGAACUUGAAUAUUAAGAUAAAUCCAAGCUUGACUCCCAAAUCUGAUUUACUCCCUUUAAUUUUAGCCUCUAACUCCUUGACAUUCCUUGAGCUUUCUUAUCGUAGGGGUGGUAGUAUCGCGGCUGCAAGAUCUCCUAUACUUCCAAAAUCUCUACAUUUGCCUGCAUUAAGAACUUUACAUCUUGAAUACGUCAACUUUGUUGCAACUCGCGAUCACUAUGUUGAUCCCUUUUCAAACCUUCAUGCGUUGAAUACUUUGGUGCUCAGGUGUUGUUAUUUGAUUGAGGAUGCACUAGUCCUCUGCAUAUCUAAUCAGACACUGUCCAAUUUGACUAUAUUUCAUAUAUGUUUCGCUGAUGAAUUUUUUAAUGAAAUUGUGCUUUCUACUCCAAAUCUUUGUUCGUUUACUAUCUUGAACAGUCUUAUUUUUGAACAAGUCUUGUCCUCAACAUGCAAUCUUUCCUUUCUUCAACAAGUAAAUAUUGAUGGCUUCAAGAAUUCAACAUGGAAUCUUUCUGAAGAUAUUGGAGAAGCUUCAGUCUUCUUAAGUUGGCUUCAAGUGCUUGCGAACGUAAAGAUUUUGAAAAUUGGUUACUCUAUCAUUCAAGCAAUAGACAAUGAUUUUACUGUAAAUGACAAUUCAAAGAAGGUGGAACCUCCAUGCUUUGUUAGAUUAGAGUCGUUGACGGUGAACAAGGAGUCUGAUGCACGCGUACCUGAUGAUGAAAUAAUCGAAAUUGUGGAACACUUGCUUCAAAACACUACUCCAAUGCCUAGAGUUAAUAUCACUGAAAUUUAUGAAAAUUAUGACCAAUAUUAUAGAUGUUAAGAUUGUUUUUACCACCAAAAAGAUCUUUAGAUUAUUUUCUCAUAGUUCAUGUUGGAUGUAGCUUUUGUUUUUCAUUAUUGAGCUUGAUGCCUCAACUUUUUUUCUUCUGUUGGUUUUAACUCUAUUUUGUUAGUGCAUGACAAGAAGCUAUAAAUAGGAAUUUAUAUUGCUUGAUAAUUUUGGUUGAAACUAGGAAUUUAUUGUGAGUUCUGAAACAUAGUAAUGAAGUUUUCAUAUGCAAGCAACAACUCAAUAUUGGAGGGAAGUUAUUAUUUGUU
Molecule: messenger RNA, 2087 nt
Organism: Medicago truncatula (barrel medic)
Lineage: Eukaryota; Viridiplantae; Streptophyta; Magnoliopsida; Fabales; Fabaceae
Product: F-box/FBD/LRR-repeat protein At1g78750
Exons: 3
Coding region: 241-1809 (522 amino acids)
Molecular function (GO): protein binding
Source: RefSeq, a predicted model, not a curated record